GAAAUUCAUGCUCAUUUACAAGGUCUUGGGAAGGUGUACUUAUCUGCUCAGGACAUCCAAGACUAUCUAAACCAACCAUCCCUACUGGCUAAGCUAGGCUGUUCUAAACCUAUUACCUUACAAACUGCAAGGAAAUGGAUGCAUGUUAUAGGGUACUGCUAUGGCAAAGCUCCAAAUGGAAUGUAUGUGGAUGGGCACAAGUGUGAGGAUGUUGUUCAUUACAGGCAGAAUGUUUUCCUCCCACUCUGGGCUGAUUAUGAGAAGGAGAUGGAGGCUGGCUCUCUCAUUCUUGUCACCUAUGAUGAAUCAACCUUUUAUACAAAUGAUCAGAGGAAAAUAAUGUGGGUCCAUGAUAGUACUUCUGCCAAACUGAGAGCAAAGGGUGAAGGCUUCUCUAUUAUGGUCUCAGACUUC
Fomitiporia mediterranea MF3/22 is the source of this 414-nucleotide messenger RNA. RefSeq lists its product as uncharacterized. The transcript has a single exon. The record is from RefSeq and is a predicted model, not a curated record. Lineage: Eukaryota; Fungi; Basidiomycota; Agaricomycetes; Hymenochaetales; Hymenochaetaceae. The annotation marks the transcript as partial.